This is a messenger RNA of Somion occarium, 2755 nucleotides long. The record is from the annotation of a GenBank genome assembly. NCBI's taxonomy places the organism in Eukaryota, Fungi, Basidiomycota, Agaricomycetes, Polyporales, Cerrenaceae.
CUUCGCGACAGACGCGUUGACGCGUUGACGCGUGUGGCACGCGUCGCUCUUUGUCCUCCUCCACUCAACUCUCCUUAGCCCUUAGAACCGACUUCCUGAAGGCGACAUAUAUUGCAAUAUUCAUUAGCAUCUUUACCGAGCUAUCGCAGCAUCGUAGGAUGCCACCUAAAGGAUCCAGUUCUCAGAGGAAGCUGAGACAGCCCGCUGUACGGAAAGUAUCUACAUCCUCCACAGAGCCAGCAAACAAGAAGCAGAAGUUGAGACCACUAUCUGCCUUGAUCAGCCCUGUCGUCUUUGACCCUGUGAACCAAUCUUCGCAAAGCCCAUCUCAGGGUACACAAUCCAAAGGGAAGGGGAAGGAAGUACAACGCGACGUCUUAUUGCAGAAUGGUACCGAAGAUCAAAUGUGGAUUGACUUGCAUGAGCCUUUAACAGAAGAGAAUCUGGCCGUGCAUAGACGUAAAGUGCAAGACGUUCGACAGUGGUUCCUCGAAGCUUUUGACGGUGGUCCUUCUGGGAAGCUUCGCAAGUACCGCCGCAUACUCGUACUCGCUGGCCCUGCUGGUACGGCCAAGACCGCAACUGUCCGAAUGCUAUCCAGAGAACUCGGCCUUGAAAUUCUGGAAUGGCGUAACGGAUCUGAUGAAAGGCAUCAUCGAGACGACAUUUACGAUUCAUACGAUCAUGAUGAACAUUUUACAUACGAAGGUCUAUCGGAGAGGUUUCAAGCCUUCCUCACUCGUGCAACGAAUUGUCACUCCGUCGUAGGCCUCCGCUCAAAUAAUGUCAAGUCAUCGUCUGCAUCUAGCUCAGGCCAAGGCGUGAAACGUCAAAUCGUCCUAUUAGAAGAUCUUCCGAAUAUCUUGCAUGCGCGAACACAACAAACGUUCCAUGAGGCACUGGUUGCCUCCGUGAAUAGCAAUUUCCUCUCCACCUCACCAAUCGUUAUCAUCAUCAGUGAUGCCGGUCUACGAGGCGAAACUGACCCAGAUGACAUGUCGUACGGGUCCUCAUGGAAAGGCAAAGGAAGAGAAACCUUGGAUGUCCGUACGGCCUUGCCUCGAAGUCUAAUUGGGUCUCCCUAUGUCACACAAAUUGAAUUCAACCCAAUAGCACCCACUCUCAUGAAACGUGCCCUUCAACAGAUCAUCGACUCCGAGUUCUCUUCGUCCGCCAAGUCUCGCUCUAGACCUUCUGCUUCUGCUCCUUCGAAAGAGGUACUGAACUUCAUAAUCGAAUCUUCCAAUGGAGAUAUCCGGAGUGCAAUCAUGGCACUUCAAUUCGCGUCCACAUCUGUAGGUAUCAGUUUGGGACCAGAUUCUCAGCCGAGUGGAAAGGGCAAAUCGAAGUCGCGAAAGUCAGCUCCUACGAGGGCUCUGAUGGAGGUGGUGACGAGACGCGAACAGAGUUUGGCACUAUUUCAUCUCAUCGGGAAGUUGUUAUAUAACAAACGGAAAGGUGAUCCAUCAGCUCCAUCGGCCCCUGCAAAAGAUAUCCAACGAGACCGGGAGAUCGACACUCGUCUCAAGGAUCUACCUAAGCUCCCAUCUCACCUCAGUAUACAUGAUCGAGAGCCUAGUCGAGUAGACGUCGAAGUUUGUCACGCUGAAUUCACUCUGUCAACUGAAUACUUACCGUCGAUUUUUCAGACUUUGUAUGCUGAUUCGCCUAUUGACUCGGGAUUGUUAUCCCUAUAUAUUCACCAAAAUUACACCCAAUUCUGCGAUGAUCUCGAUCAAUGUGAAGGCGUCAUGGACUGGCUGAGUUGGGUUGACUGCAGUGGAGGUGAAUCAUGGUACCAAGCAAACCCAUAUCGGUUUCACCUCAUCAGUCUUGGCACCCUUCAUUCGCUCCCAACUCCAGUCACAAGACGGAAUCAGAAGAAUUUCAAACCCGAGUUUUUCGACGUGUUGAAGAGAACUAGGGAUUGUGACGAUGGCGUCCGAGAUGUUCAUCAGUGGUUGAGAAGGGAUGAGUACGGUAAUGCAGGCGGAUGGACCCAGACAAAGGUUGUUUUGGAGCUAGGGGCCGUUCUGAAAGCAAGAGAACAACGUUCGAACAUUCCCAGCGACCAGCCAUUUGCUCCACCAUCUUCCCGUCUAUUCACACGUAUGCCGUUCACCAAAGAAUCCCAUUACCAUCUGGAAGUCGUCAAGGAUGACAAUACUGGUGUUGACAUGGCUUGGCUGGAAGACAAUGACGACGAUAGGACAACUAGGGAUGGAGGUGAGGCGACUCCGCUGACGGGUGGUUGGUUGGAGGACGAUGACAUUGAAGAGUGCUGAAGAAUGCAUAUUGUGAUAUACUUCUUUUUGUGGUUCUGCUCGUUCCGCAUCGAUCUAGUUUCGCGCCCGGGGCGAGGUUCGUAGCCCAACAAACUUGUGCGUGGUUAGCAAUUCGGCAGACAGGCAAGAAAGAAUAUUAUACUCGUGUUCACGAAAUAUCACACGCAUUCAAAAAUAUAAUCAAGUGUAAGCUAUUUCUGAUAUAAGUUAUCGUCCUUACGUCGUAAUCGAAUCUUUUGUCACGGAUGGGUAUAUGUGGGAUGAAUAUCGCGAGGGAUGUUUGAAGGUUUUGCUUCUACCAAUAUGACCACAACUACCAGGCAAUGCCGACACCACCGGGACUCUCUGAGAGAAAGGUUGAGACACUGGAAUUAUAUCCACCGCACUCAUGUGCAUAUGCAAGAUCGGGUGUACUCGAAGGGGUGCCGGCAAUAGUCGAUGUCAAAGGAGAAUAAACUCCGGGGUCAAGG